Messenger RNA from Aplysia californica (California sea hare), 3114 nucleotides. RefSeq lists its product as uncharacterized. Gene Ontology annotation, molecular function: G protein-coupled receptor activity. Gene Ontology annotation, cellular component: membrane. The coding region runs from base 1082 to 2320 and encodes 412 amino acids. The record is from RefSeq and is a predicted model, not a curated record. Gene Ontology annotation, biological process: G protein-coupled receptor signaling pathway. The transcript has a single exon. Lineage: Eukaryota; Metazoa; Mollusca; Gastropoda; Aplysiida; Aplysiidae.
GAUGAUUUAAUCGUAAGACCAAAAAUGUUUCAGUCGAUGGGGAAUUAAGUAUCAAAAGGUACACAUACUUAUUUCUAAUUUUUUCCAUUUUUGCGAAAUUGAUUUGAAAUUUCCAGUCGAACGGAUAGAAUCAAUGUUUGCUUAAGUAAUUACAGAGCCCAGCAUCGUUUGUAAUUUCACAUAAUGUGUUCAAUUAUUAAUACUGUAAAGCAACAGUUUAUGAGAAUAUCAGUCUCGUUUCUACGACUCUUAGAAAUGUCAUAACGCUUAGAAGUGGUUUCUUUGUAAGUUUUUUUUUCUUGUUAUAUAGAUAAAAAAGGUCUUAGUUCCCCUAUUGAUCUGGCAUUAUAUGCUACCAAAAAUUUGAUAAAGGAAGUACUAUAAGGGUAGUUUGUCACUGUUUAAGGUAACACGCCUUUAAAUAUUGUGAAGCUAUUAGAAAGGCGGAAUUAUCUAUGAAUUAUUGGUAACCGUAGAAAAAAAAAAUAGCUCUCGUUAUUAGACUCCUUAUUUCACUCGACAACUACAGUAUUUACCAUGGAAAAAUACGGUUUUUAUAAGAGUACAAGUAUGACCAUUUUCGAACCAAAGUUUUCAAAAUCGUGAGAAACGGACACAACUAAGAAAAAAAUAAUUAUAUGUUGCGCUGACGAUCAUAAUCAGUUAAUUGCCAAUAUUUGGGGAGAAGUUGCUGGGUUUUUAAAAAAAAUCUUCACCCAGUAUGUGUUCGCCAAAGGCACUCUAGAUGUUUUUGGGAUAAAUCAUCAUUUCUGGAUAACUAAUUCCUCAAUCUGUCUACAGUGGGAUGCAUCAUCUCCAGAGCUAAUGUAGACAAGAUACUGUUUAGAAAACUUCAAGAAUAAACGGUUUUAUUUAGAUGUGCAUCAGAAAACUGAAAAACAUUCUGCCUGUAAUCUGCACGAUGUGUGGUUUUCAAACAUAAAGAACGUAAGAUUUUCACUAGGUGGAAAGUGCAGAUAUUCGUGAUUGUCUAUAUGUAGAUUCUUUCAUAAUUACAAUCAACAAGAUUUUCUGUUUUACUAUUUUGAAAGAAAACAAUCUCAGAAAUAACAAACAUAAAAUGGCAGCUUCAUUUAAUGCCACUCUCCAACCAGUGGCAGCAGAAGAAAGUUCGUCUGUUUACGUUAGUGAUGAAGUAGUAAGGUUACUUGUAAUUGUAGGGAUGGUCCUAUUCGGAAUUGUUAUAAGCUUUUUCGGAGUUGUUGCCAAUUCUCUCAUCGUCUCAGUGUUCCGAAGGCAGGGGUUUUCUGACAAAACCAACAUUAGCCUCUGCAGUCUUGCAGUAGCUGACCUGGGCGUUUCCCUAUUUGCCGUGUUCGAUUGCUGUUUUACUGCGGUCUACGUGGUUGGAUUGUCUGAUCUUGAUUUUGAAGUUUUUGGAGUUCGUGCCAUGCUUGCUGACUACCCAAGACUCAUUUUGGCAAAGGUUUCCAGUUGGCUCACAGCUUAUAUCUCCACUGAGCGUUGUUUGUGUGUCAUGUUUCCGUUCUGGACAAGGACCUCAUUUACCCCGAGAAUUACGAUCACGUCAGUAAUAUGCAUCACAGUCACAGUGCUCUUCCUGCACUUCCCUUUAUAUUACGUCCGUACAUUUCAGUGGGUUUUCCAUCCUCAUCUUAACCGGACACUUCUCACAGUGGUUUUCAUACCAGAUCGGCUAAACAGUUACAAAGGAAUGAGCGCACCACUUUUUUCUUUCCUCCCUUUGGUGAAUUUGAUCAUAAUCUCUUUGAGCACUAUGAUACUCGCCAAACAAGUGAUGCGGUCGGCAAAAUGGCGCGAAAACCACAGCUCUGCUGACAAUACCCAGAAAACAACAGGGACACAGCGAUCUAGAAAUGGCCUAUCGUCAUCUUUGGCUGGGGCGACUUCUUCUGUUGUAACAACCCCGUCAUUGUCUGCAGAACACGGGUCUGGGUAUCCGAACAGCGACUCACAAAUACGAAACACGAAGAAAGAAGAGAAAAAUAUUCCGCCAGCAAAUACGCAAGACAAACAGGACGUCUCCAAACAGUCUCGGAAGUCUACAGCCCUCACCAAGAUGGUCACAGUGGUGACCAUAGUGUUCAUCGUAUGCACCACGCCUUCCAACAUUUCUAUCUCCAUCGGGAUUCUUUAUCCGACUUUCUCAACAACUGGCCGCAUGAGGAAUUUAUUUGUGUCUUUGAUGGUCUUCUGGAAGCUUCUGGAAAUAAUGAACUCUGUUUUGAAUAUCUUUGUGUAUUACAAAAUGAGCUCAAAAUUUAAGACCACGUUCAAUGAAAUGUACGCCGUUAAAAAUCAAAAAUCAAAAGAGUAACAAAAGGUAAAGAAGUUUCAAGAUUGCAAAUCUUCAUGCGUUUUGGGAAAUCGCCAAAUGCAAACUCUUAAAAUAUGUAUUUUUAAAUUCAUGCAUGGACACAUAUUAUUAUGCGGCACCCUUUUACAAGUUGGAAAAGUAAUUUGUAGUCUUUCAGCAAAUCACAGAAACGUAUAUAUGAUGACAUCUUAAGACUCUGACCUUUUGAAACAAGUUCUCUGAAAAUAUUAAAAUAGGUAAUCUUGCUGUUAUGUCAUUCAGUUAUCUUUUCAACGAGAGCAGAAAUAUUCGAAAACACAGUCGGUGCAAAGGCGAAGUUACAGUGGGCGUCCUCUUUUUUUUGUCCCCACGUAUUGGUUUCUGUUGUUUGGCGGUUUUUUAAAUUGUGUUUUUGUUUUCAGGAGAAAAUAGAAUAAAAUAAAUGGCACACUUCUUCCCUGCCUCUUCAGUCAUCAUAGCAUAUAUUUUCCAAUACUGCAGACUAAUCAAAUAAUAAAACCGAAAAAACAUGCACCACUUAAAUUGAAGCAACCUAUUGUCAGGAUUGUCACAAAGAUGGCCACCCAUUAAAUAGGAGAAAAAAAAGUAGUUGUCUUAGACAGGUGGGCAUCUCGGACAGUGUCAUUACCAUGUGGAAAAACGCCAGGGGAUACAUGAGAAGUGUUGUAUAAUAUAUAUACCGGUGAUUGUUUUGGACAGGUGACCGCUAGAGCAGGUAGCUUUUUACAGCAAAGGGAAAUUCAAACUUCUACAUUCUGCACAUCAAUUUUGUAUAACAAUAAUGAUAAUGAUAA